This is a messenger RNA of Stylonychia lemnae, 1380 nucleotides long. The record is from the annotation of a GenBank genome assembly. Lineage: Eukaryota; Ciliophora; Spirotrichea; Sporadotrichida; Oxytrichidae.
AUGUCUGAGGACGGAGAUAAUUUAAAAGCAGAAGAGGGAAUAUAUAAAUUUCAAAGACUAAUUUUUAUUGGUCUAGCAGCUGGACUAGGAGGAUUUCCAAUAGGUUACAAUUUAGGAAUAGUAGCAGGAGUUUAACUAUACAUGAGUAAUGAUUAUCCUGAUGUUACUGUAGACUAAAAGGCUAAAUUUGUUAGUUUGGCUCUUCUUGGUUCUGCUUUCACAUCAUUUAUUGCUGGGAUCGUAACAAAUAAAAUUGGGAGGAAAUUAACGAUUUUGGGGGCAGACUUUUUGUUUAUUGCUGGAUCAUUGGUUUUAAUGAUGUCUGUACAUGUGAUGCUUUUAUAUCUAGGAAGAUUUUUAAUUGGUAUGGCUAUUGGCUUUACUAUAGAGCUAGAUAAACAUUUUAAGCAACUUCAAGCUGAAUGUGAUGAAGCUAAUAAUGAAGUUAGCAUUAUAUAGGGAGUAAUUGAGCUGGUUACGAUUUACAGAAGAAAUCUACUCAUAGGUGUAGCCCUCUAAUUCCUAUAAUAACUAACUGGAAUUAAUAUCAUACUCUUCUAUGGACCAAGCAUUUUAAAGGAUUCUGGAUUUGCUGGAGUAUCAGAAUAAAGCUUGCUAGGAAGUAUGCUUUUUCUCAGUGUUAUGUUUUUGAUUGGGAAUUUAACAUACUUUAUCGUCUCAACAAGAAUAGGAAGAAAAAAGCUUAUGAUGCUAUGCAUGAUACCAAUGGGUUUCUCAAUAUUAGCAAUUGAGAUCAUGACAAUAAUAAAUCAAUUCAGUUCUGGUGGUUUCAAAUGUAAAACAAAUUUUGAUAAGAAUAUUUAGUUGGAGGAUGGAUAUGUAUAAUCAGUUUGUCGGUUUUUUUAAUAUUUUACGCAAUUGGCUUUGCUUCUCAACCUUGGGCUAUUUGUACUGAAAUCUUUCCAGUAAUACCUCCUUUAUUUUUAAUAACGAUCAAAAUUUAUAUAGAAUCACAUUAGAAGCAAUGCAAACUCAAUUACAACAAUCACAAACUGGCUGACAAACUAUUUCUUAGCUUCAGUAUUCAUAAAAAUCAAUGAUGGUGAGAUUGGAAAAAUAGUGGGGUAUUCAAUCCUUGUUUUCUUCAAUUUCUUCAUUUUCUUCUUUUUAUAAAGAUACGUAGUGGAUACUGCUGGGAAAUCCCUUGAAGAGUGUGUGAAUCUGUAUAAAUUUGAAAUCGUUGAGGAAGGGCCGAAAAGAAGGCGAAGAAGAAAGUAACCUAACGUUAACAAAUAGGUUGGAGGCAAUGAUUUUUAAGAUUAGGAAAAUGGGCUUUUGGAUAAAAGAUAAAACUCUCAAAAUACCCCAGGAUAAGUUCAAAUGACUUAGAAAAAGAAGGUAAAAAGGAAUGAUUUUUGA